Messenger RNA from Passer domesticus (house sparrow), 1376 nucleotides. Its product is annotated as E3 ubiquitin-protein ligase NRDP1-like. NCBI's taxonomy places the organism in Eukaryota, Metazoa, Chordata, Aves, Passeriformes, Passeridae. Gene Ontology annotation, biological process: protein ubiquitination. Gene Ontology annotation, molecular function: ubiquitin protein ligase activity. The record is from RefSeq and is a predicted model, not a curated record. Bases 31 to 615 code for a protein of 194 amino acids. The transcript has 3 exons.
CCUUCUUUGCUGGCUCCUGGCAGGUUGGAGAUGCCCAAGGACGAGCUGCCCAACCACAACUGCAUCAAGCACCUGCGCUCGGUGGUGCAGCAGCAGCAGACGAGGAUCGCCGAGCUGGAGAAGACCUCGGCCGAGCACAAGCACCAGCUGGCAGAGCAGAAGAGGGACAUCCAGCUGCUCAAGGCCUACAUGAGGGCGAUCCGCAGCGUCAACCCCAACCUGCAGAACCUGGAGGAGACCAUCGAGUACAACGAGAUCCUGGAGUGGGUGAACUCUCUGCAGCCGGCGCGGGUGACGCGCUGGGGCGGCAUGAUCUCCACGCCCGACGCCGUGCUGCAGGCCGUCAUCAAGCGCUCGCUGGUGGAGAGCGGCUGCCCGGCGUCCAUCACCAACGAGCUGAUCGAGAACGCCCACGAGCGCAACUGGCCGCAGGGGCUGGCCACGCUGGAGACGCGCCAGAUGAACCGGCGCUACUACGAGAACUACGUGGCCAAGCGCAUCCCCGGCAAGCAGGCCGUGGUGGUGAUGGCCUGCGAGAACCAGCACAUGGGCGAGGACAUGGUGCUGGAGCCGGGGCUCGUCAUGAUCUUCGCUCACGGGGUGGAGGAGAUCUGAGGAAAAUUCGCCUUGGGAUGGCAGGGGGUGGCCUGGACUUUUUGGGUUUGUGAUUUUCGCUCACGGAGUGGAGGAGAUCUGAGAAAAAUUCAACUAGGGAUGGCAGGGGUGUCCUGGACUUUUUGGGUUUGUGAUUUUCGUUCACGGAGUGGAGGAGAUCUGAGAAAAAUUCGCCUUGGGAUGGCAGGGGUGUCCUGGACUUUUUCCCUCAUGGCAUGGAGGAGACCUGAAAAAAAUCCACCUUGGGAUGGCAGGGGUUGCUGGACUUUUAGGGUUUGUGAUUUUCCUUCAUGGCAUGGAGGAGAUCUGAGAAAAAUCCACUUUGGGAUGGCAGGGGGUGUCCUGGACUUUUUCCCUCAUGGCAUGGAGGAGAUCUGAGAAAAAUCCACUUUGGGACAGCAGGGGUUUCCUGGACUUGGGUUUUUUGCUCAUGGUAUGGGGGAGAUCCAAAAAAAAUCCAUCUUGGGACAGCAGGGGUUUCCUGGACUUGGGUUUGUGAUUUUCGCUCACGGAGUGGAGGAGAUCUGAGAAAAAUUCAACUAGGGAUGGCAGGGGGUUCCUGGACUUUUUCCCUCAUGGCAUGGAGGAGAUGUGAAAAAAAUCCACCUUGGGAUGGCAGGGGUUUCCUGGAAUUGGGUUUUUUUGCUCAUGGAGUGGAGGAGAUCUGAGAAAAAUUCACUUUGGGACAGCAGGGCUUCCUGGACUUGGGUUUUCCUUCAUGGCAUGGAGGAGAUGUGAAAAAAAUCCACCUAGGGACAGCA